Peromyscus leucopus (white-footed mouse) is the source of this 1875-nucleotide messenger RNA. It is a transcript of the gene Aldh7a1, whose product is annotated as aldehyde dehydrogenase 7 family member A1. The transcript has 18 exons. Gene Ontology annotation, molecular function: aldehyde dehydrogenase (NAD+) activity. The coding region runs from base 60 to 1679 and encodes 539 amino acids. Lineage: Eukaryota; Metazoa; Chordata; Mammalia; Rodentia; Cricetidae. The record is from RefSeq and is a predicted model, not a curated record.
GCGGGGCUGCAUUUCCGGGACUCCCCCGCGGCAGGGGCUUCUGGCGUUCUGAGCUCGGGAUGUUGCGUCUGGCUCGCACUCUCUGCGAGAAGAGCGUGAAGACCAGCAGGCUCUCCCGCCCUCCGUGCAGGCCCACGGCCCUCAUGUCCACUCUGCUGAUCCAGCAUCCCCAGUAUGCUUGGCUGCAAGAGCUGGGGCUCCGCGAGGAAAACGACGGCGUGUAUAAUGGAAACUGGCGCGGCGGGGGAGAGGUGAUUACGACCUAUUGUCCUGCUAACAAUGAGCCAAUAGCAAGAAUCCGACAGGCCAGCAUGGAAGACUACGAGGAAACCAUAAAGGAAGCCAAGGAAGCUUGGAAAAUGUGGGCAGAGAUUCCUGCCCCAAAGCGAGGAGAAAUAGUGAGAAAGAUUGGCGAUGCCUUGCGGAGAAAGAUCCGAGUACUGGGAAAGCUGGUGUCUUUGGAGAUGGGAAAAAUCUUAGUGGAAGGAAUAGGAGAAGUUCAAGAGUACGUGGACAUUUGCGAUUACGCUGCCGGCUUGUCGAGGAUGAUCGGGGGACCUGUCUUACCUUCUGAAAGACCUGGCCAUGCUCUCAUCGAGCAGUGGAACCCAUUAGGCCUGGUGGGAAUCAUCACUGCCUUCAAUUUCCCGGUGGCUGUGUUUGGUUGGAACAAUGCCAUAUCACUGAUCACAGGGAACGUCUGCAUUUGGAAAGGAGCGCCAACAACUUCUCUCGUUAGUAUAGCGGUCACAAAGAUCGUCGCCAAGGUUUUGGAGGACAAUCAGCUGCCUGGUGCCAUUUGUUCCCUGACUUGUGGUGGAGCAGAUAUUGGCACAGCAAUGGCCAAGGACACACGUGUGAACCUGCUGUCCUUCACGGGGAGCACUCAGGUGGGGAAGCAGGUGGCCCUAAUGGUGCAGGAGAGGUUUGGGAAAAGCUUGUUAGAGCUUGGAGGAAACAACGCCAUUAUUGCUUUCGAGGACGCGGACCUCAGCUUGGUUCUUCCGUCCGCUCUGUUUGCCGCCGUGGGAACAGCUGGCCAAAGGUGUACCAGUGUGAGGCGACUGUUUUUGCACGAAAGCAUCCAUGAGGAAGUUGUACAAAGACUGAAAGGUGCCUACUCACAGAUCCGUGUUGGGAACCCCUGGGACCCGAAUAUUCUCUAUGGACCCCUCCAUACCAAACAGGCAGUGACCAUGUUUGUUAGAGCCGUGGAAGAAGCAAAGAAAGAAGGAGGCACAGUGGUCUAUGGGGGCAAGGUCAUGGAUCAUCCUGGCAAUUACGUGGAACCCACCAUUGUGACCGGCCUUGCCCAUGACGCACCGAUCGUACACACGGAGACUUUUGCCCCAAUUCUCUAUAUCUUCAAGUUCAAGAAUGAACAAGAGGUUUUCGCUUGGAAUAACGAAGUGAAGCAGGGACUUUCGAGUAGUAUUUUUACCAAGGAUUUGGGCAGAAUCUUCCGCUGGCUUGGACCCAAAGGUUCCGACUGUGGCAUUGUGAACGUCAAUAUUCCUACCAGCGGGGCUGAGAUUGGCGGUGCCUUUGGUGGAGAGAAGCACACUGGCGGAGGCAGAGAGUCUGGCAGUGAUGCCUGGAAGCAGUACAUGCGGAGGUCUACAUGUACCAUCAACUACAGCAGGGACCUUCCUCUGGCUCAAGGCAUCAAGUUUGAGUGAUGAUGCUUCAGUUUGGCAUAACUUAGCCAUUCCCGCGGCUGCUCUGAAGAAGCCCAAGAAAACGUUGAUUUGCCCUGAUCGUUCUGAGUACAACAGUGACUAAUCUCCAGUGAGCCCCAAACCUGACUAAAUCAAGAUACUCAUUUUAUAUAAAUUCAAAUUAAAUAUUUUCAACCUAGUUACAUUUAGCAAAAUA